AACCAGACCGGCAAAGCACAUUAGAGUAGACAGAGCUGCUUUACUCUCUCUUGCGUUGUUCUCAUUAUAGUUUGACCUUUUUGUCACAGUAUCACUCAUCAUUUGGAGACACUUGGCAAUGGAACAGAGAGGAGUCUGCAAUUCCUGGCACUGGCAAGUAAUGGGUUUAUUCUUUGUUAGCUUGAAUGUAGCUUCUGCACAGCUAAGAUAUUCUGUAUACGAAGAAUCCGAGCCUGGAACUUUAGUAGGCAAUGUUGCUAGGGACAUGGGAUUAAACACGGAAGGGAUUUCUGAGCGAGGACUGCAGCUGGGAUCUGAACAAAGCCAGCAAUAUUUUGCACUGAAUCUCGAGAGUGGAUCGCUCCUGGUGAAACGUAAGAUAGACAGAGAAAGCUUGUGUGGCACAAACCUAAACUGCGUUCUGCCAGUAGAAAUUGUUUUUGAAAAACCCUUGGAACUGUUUCGCCUGGAGGUAGAGAUUCUGGAUAUAAAUGAUCACUCCCCUGUAUUUCCCAGCGCAGAACGCGUCAUCAGAAUCACAGAGCUGGCCGCAGUGGGUACUCGAUUUCCUCUAGAGAGAGCUCAGGAUCCAGAUGUGGGAAUCAACUCGGUCAGCUCCUACAAGUUACAGCAGAACCAGUAUUUUUCUUUAGUCGUACAUAACCGCAAAAACGACAGACCUUCCCCUGUACUUGUUCUGGAAAAAGCUCUAGAUAGGGAAGAACAAGCUCAACUCAAAUUGGUUCUGACUGCGUUUGAUAGUGGGGAGCCCUCUAGAUCCGGAACUGCUAUAAUUUCUAUUAUUGUUAUAGAUCUGAAUGACAACGCUCCAGUGUUUGAUAAUGCAUUCUUCAAAGUUACCGUCAAAGAAAAUGCACCGUUAAAUACUCUGGUCAUGAGACUGAUCGCAACGGAUAAAGACGAAGGUCCAAAUGGUGAGAUUAGCUAUUACUUUGCAGAUAUAUCUUCAGAGGAGGCGGCCAAUGUCUUCAGCUUGGAUCACCAGACAGGAGACAUCCGCGUUAAAGGACAGCUGGAUUUCGAAAAACAACGUUCGUAUGAAAUCUCCGUCAAAGCCUUGGACCAUGGGGCUCCAGAAAUGGAAGGCCAUUGCGUUAUCCAGGUGGAUAUCGAAGAUGUCAAUGACAAUGCUCCUGAAAUUAUCAUCUCUUCGUUGGUAACGUCUAUUCCUGAGGAUACCCCCAUUGGAACCACUGUGGGAUUAUUAAGGGUGAGCGAUCUAGAUACUGGUGAAAAUGGAGAGGUGCAAUUGGAAAUUUCUCCAGAUCUCCCAUUUACGAUCACAUCAAACCAAAAUCACUAUUCCUUAGUGACAAAUGGAUUGCUGGACAGGGAAUCUGCUAGUCAGUACACAGUUCAACUAACCGGGACAGAUUUGGGAGUCCCACGACUUAAAACGCAGACAGUAGUAAAUAUAACGGUCACCGAUAUCAAUGACAACCUGCCAAGUUUUGAAAGAUCAAUUAUCAAUGUCGAUAUACAAGAAAACAACAAACCUGGCACCCUGCUUUGUACCGUCUCUGCUUCCGACAGAGAUAUUGGAGAAAACGCUCGUAUAACUUACUCCAUAUAUAACAGCCUCAUUAAUGGCUCCCCAGCAUUGUCCUUUAUUUACAUGGAUACUAAAAGCGGUAACAUUUAUGCUCAACAGUCCUUUGAUUAUGAGCACGCUCAGGUUCUGCAGUUCACAAUCAGAGCAGAGGAUUCUGGGACGCCAAAACUGUCCUCCAACAUUACAAUCUAUCUGCACAUUCUGGAUGAAAAUGACAAUUACCCUGUGAUUUUAUACCCAGGAAACUCAAGACAUGCUCCAACACAACAGACUGUCCCCAGGUCCUUACCAACAGGUUCUUUGGUGACCAAAGUCGUAGCGGUGGACGCAGAUUCUGGAUACAAUGCCUGGCUCACGUAUAGCAUUGCAAAAUCAACAGACCCUUCACUUUUUAAAAUUGCCUCUCACACAGGGGAAGUCCGGAUUGUCCGAAGAUUCCAAGAGACAGAUUUACCCUUGCAUAACCUUUGUGUCGUAGUUCAAGAUAACGGGAAGCCAUCCUUGUCCUCUACAGCUACCUUGCUGAUUUCUCUGGAGGCUGGGUCCUCUACAGAAAGUCAUUAUUCUACAGACUCCGAUUCCAAGACCGUACAAACGCCAAACAUAACUAUGUAUCUUAUUAUCACUCUUGCUGCCAUGAGUCUACUGUCAGUUAUUACUUUCAUUAUUUUGCUGGCAAAAUGUCUGAGACGUAAGAACGAAAUGGCCAGUUCUAAUCAGUAUGUUGGGCAUUCACACAAAACGUUACAAUUGAACCCGGACAGCACCCUUAGGUACGUGGAGGUGUCCAUGAUGGCAAGGGAGCAGGAAAACCAGUUGCCUAAGACGGGUAACUCUUCAGAAAGUAACAGGGACACGUUAAACAUGAUGAAAUCUUUGAAUUUCCCACAAUUAAAGCAGCUUGUCAAUGAGAGCGAUGAAACCCUUACGAGGCCGAUUGGCUGGGCGAGUACAGCACGGGUGAAAUAAAACUGAAUUGGGACUUUGUAUGCAAUAUUUAAUUUUGCAUCGUUAUCUUCAGCACUUUGUAAUUUUACUUGCAAAGGUGCUUCACACUGUUUCAAGUGCUCUGUAUGUUUAUCUAUAGAUAUUGAUGGCUAUUUCCUAUAGCUUUUGAUACAGUCGCUGGUUACUUUAUUUUUGUAUUCCUUUUAUAUGUGAUGGUUUGCUGUUAAGGCAGAUAUAUAUAUAUAUAUAUUUUUCAAAGUCUAGCGCAGCAGCUGGCAGUGAAUAUUGUGACCUUAAGUCCCACAAUAGUUGUAAUGCUACCCACAAGCUACCUACCUCUGAUCUAGAACUUGCAACCUGCUAUAAAGUACUUGUCCAGCAGAGGGCAGAAUAUAUCCCCAGUCAAUAGCUGAAAUGAUCGUUGAUUAAGAUGUUAGAACUACAGUAUAGUUGAUUAUGAUGUUUUUGGAAAUAUAUUGGGAGAUGGUGGUGACAUUUUUAAAAGUAAAAAAAUAUAUAUUUUUAGUAUUUUAUUGAGGGUGCAUGCAGGCAUGGUUUAAUAAUACUGGAUGUUAGCAUACACUUCUGUCGCCUUGUCUGAAUAGUAUAUACGGUACUGUACACAGGCAUACUUAGAAAAAUAUAUACAUAUAACAUAUUAAUCCAUUGCUUUUUAAAACAAUGCUGGUAUAUCUCAUUUUUG
This is a messenger RNA of Pseudophryne corroboree (corroboree frog), 3224 nucleotides long. Its product is annotated as protocadherin gamma-C5-like. Lineage: Eukaryota; Metazoa; Chordata; Amphibia; Anura; Myobatrachidae. Gene Ontology annotation, cellular component: plasma membrane. Gene Ontology annotation, biological process: homophilic cell-cell adhesion. The record is from RefSeq and is a predicted model, not a curated record. Gene Ontology annotation, molecular function: calcium ion binding. The coding region runs from base 119 to 2542 and encodes 807 amino acids. The transcript has a single exon.